Paraglomus brasilianum is the source of this 813-nucleotide messenger RNA. NCBI's taxonomy places the organism in Eukaryota, Fungi, Glomeromycota, Glomeromycetes, Paraglomerales, Paraglomeraceae. The record is from the annotation of a GenBank genome assembly.
AUGUAUGAAACACAUUUAAGUAAGUAUUGUGAACGCAAAAUUGGAUGCUCGGCUAUUUGCCGAGUCCGCGAAAGCCUUCAUCAUGUAGAUCCAAAUGGCGUAAUACCCACUAAUUCCCCGAAGACAAUAUCAUGUUUCAGGCUUGGAUUGCGAAAUAUCUUCGAAGAGAGUCUUGGCACCACGAUAAAAGAAAUAGCCAUUGGGACAAACACAUCUUUGCAGCCUUUGCCCGCUAAUUUCCCUGCUGCAACAGUCUUAAGAUACUUUUUGGCUGCUUGUGACAAGUGGCAGAGUCCAUCACGAACAAGAAGCGAUCGGGGAGUGGAAAACGUAGAGAUAGAAAGACAUUUGGAAGAGUAUUAUGUUUUUAAUGUCGAAAAUGAACGUCAUCUAUAUUGUCUUCAUUACACUUAUCACCCACAUAUAAAUCGGACCCUGAAUGAGGAAUGUUUCCGGCGGGGACGUAUUGCCAGGUUUUACGGAUUGAUCGAUGAAAGUGGACGUUCACCAUCUCAAGUAUGGCAGGAAGGUAUGAUUCGUAAUAAUUGGAGACAUUGUAGAGACAUUGUUGAUAAUACCUUUCGAAAUGAUAAUAGCUAUGGUAUAGACUUAGAUGGUCCUGUUCCAAAUCAUGCCGUGCGUGAUAAUGUUGUCAAUGUAUUACCUGUUAGCCUAAAUACUGAAACCGUUAACCCUAAUGUAAAUGAUAAUAAUUAUGGCAUUGACACUUUCCUACAAGCACGGCAGUUUUUGUUAACCAUUUGCUAUCCACCAAUAAUCAAUAAAACAGUAUUAUCUAAUAACUUACCGUGA